GGUUAGAUAAUAAGCUUUCUUGAAUGAAAGAAUUAUCACGGUGAACUGCUGUUUCAUAUUGUUGAGAUUCAUUCUCAUUUUCAAAAAAAAAAAAAAAAAAAAAAAAAAAUAAUAUUAUUUGAAUAAUAAAGAAUAUUGAUAAUUCAAAGAGAGUAGUAUUUUAUACCAACUAGGCAACAGGACCCAGAUGAUUUAUGCCCAACAUUUAGACUGCUGCAACUCCCUUUUUGAUCUGGUAGUCUACAAUAAAUAUGUGUUAUGUGCUGGUAAUAACUAAAUAAUGAUUUCCUCUUACUAGAAUCAUCAUUAUGUUAUCGUGUUUCCAAUCUCAGCCUGGUGACCUAUAGGCAAAGCGUGUUAGUUACUCCUAGAAUUAAGAUCUUGACUCCUUAUUUGGGUUUCUGAAUGUUCUGAUCUUGACUCAGUUUUCCUGAUCUUGACUUCAUUGACUGGGGGUGGAUGGAAUGCUAACUAACCACCGCAAUUAUAACUUUAGUGUCAAAGGUCAUCCACUACAGUCUACAGACCACCCUCAGUUAGAGGAGGAGACUAAACACUAAAAUUACUUGACUUUGUGGGAGUCUCCUUAUAUUGCUUGUAAGUUGUAACAAGUCUCAUUUUGAAAUACCUAUUAAAAUCCCCAAAAAAGAAAAGGAAAAGUAGAGGGUACCCUUGGACCACUAAAUUGUCACUGAAUCAUGAAAGUUAGAUAAUUAUUGGCCUCUUCUUGGCAGAAAAAAAUAAAAUAAUUCGGUCUCGUACCUUCUGUACAAAAAUUGCAAACUUCAAGAUUAGAAUAUCCCUGUGCUAUAAGAAGCUACAAUAAAAUUAACAAAUUUUAAUGCUUAAUCGAUGUAAGCCUCAUACUUUAAAUAGAUUAUCGAGUACUGAGUAACUUGGGUGGCCUAGUUCUUUUGGAAAAUUAAGUCAUUGGAGUGGCAGUCAAUGUUUGAUCGAGCAUCAAUCAAGGAGACUAUGUUGGAGUGCUUGUUGUAUAGAGCAUUAAACAGAAAAACUCUGAUAAACCUUGCUUCAAAGUGAGAAUCAGUGACUUGUACUUGUAUCCUAAAAGCAAGGUUGAAAUAUCCCUGAUCCAUGUUUUUUUAAGGCCUUUACUUCUUUAUCUUUAACUUGUCAACAAUCAAAAUAGUCCAUUCAUCUCAUUGUAACUCACUAUAAAGCUACAUGUAUCAACCCAAAACUUAACACUUGCUCACCAGCUGGGAAUUCUGCCACACUUUCAAUGGCUUUCUCUUUUCUUUCUCUACUACUCUUUUCCUUCUACUUCCUUCAUUCUACUGCAAAAAUCCCCAUAUCAUCACAAUCUCGCUUCAGAUCACAAUUAUCCGAGUCCCCCACAUCCCAAAAAGAUGUGCCACCCACUACACUUUUUGAGGUGACAAAACCCGUUGAAAUACCCAACACAAAGCCUUGCUCUCAACAUAUUCUUCAACAUGAUUUUGGCUUUACAUUUACCAAGCCUCCAGUUUUUGCUGAUUAUAAACCUCCUUCUACUAGUUGCCCGUUUCAAGAUUUUUCUAAAAUUGUUUUGGAAUGGAAAGCUACGAGUAAAGGCAUACAAUUUGACCGCAUUUUUGGGGUGUGGCUUGGGGGAGUUGAGCUCCUCAGGAGCUGCACUGCAGAACCAAGUCCCAAUGGGAUUGUUUGGACUGUUAAGAAAGAUGUUUCAAAGUAUUACUCAUUGCUUAUGACCAAUCAAACUCUUGCGGUUUAUUUAGGUAACCUUGUUAAUGAUAUUUAUACUGGUGUUUACCAUGUUGAUGUAAGUUUUCACUUCUAUCCUGCUGAAAAGCAUUUGUUGAAGCUCGGUCAUGGGCAUGGUUCUAAUGCUGAUUUAAUCUUACCCAUAUCAAGAAGUCUGCCACUGAAUGAUGGGUUGUGGUUUCAAGUAGAUAGUUCUACGAAAGUGGAGACAAAGAUGUUUAAAGUCCCCCGAAAUGCGUACAAGGCUGUGCUGGAGGUGUAUGUUUCACCUCAUCAGAAUGAUGAGUUCUGGUACACAAAUUUACCAAAUGAUUACAUUGAGAAAAACAAUCUUUCAUAUGCUGAUAAAAACGGACCUUUUAGGGAGGUUGUGGUCAGUUUGGAUGGUAAGGUAGUUGGUGCAGUUUGGCCAUUUAGUGUCAUAUAUACCGGAGGAAUUGAUCCCCUUUUUUGGAGACCCAUUUCUGCGAUUGGAUCAUUUAAUCUUCCUUCAUAUGAUAUCGAGAUCACUCCGUCUUUAGGAACAAUAUUAGAUGGGAAGACCCAUGUGUUUGGCUUUAGUGUUACAAAUGCUGUAGACGUGUGGUACAUAGACGCAAAUUUGCACAUCUGGUUGGAUGGAAAGAGUGAGAAAACAGAAGGAAAUGUAUUGAGGAGUAGUACCUUGCCUCCUCGCAUUUCCUAUGUAUCCAAUUUUACUGGUUUAAAAGGAACAUUUUUGACGCGGGCUAGUAGGCUUAUAAAGUCUUCGGGAUGGGUGAAAUCAUCUUACGGGAAGAUAACAACUCAAGCAACUCAGGAGUUCAAUUACAGUAACUUUAUGGAAUUAAGCAAUAAUGGGUUUCUGCAAAUGCUUCAUCAGAGGACUGAUUUUAAUGACAUGAUUUCUAACUCGGGACCUUCUGCAGAUUCAGUAACAUCGCUGAAAAGGUUUCCUCUUGCCUUGUACGGUGGAGUUGCUGACCAGGGAGAUGGAGCAUAUAAAAGAACAAGGAAUGUGUCGCUGAGUUUUAAUGAAAGGAGAAUCGAGAAACUAAAGUUUGGAUCAUCAGUUAGCUCACUCAAAAAUUUGCAAGAAGCCCAAGUUAUUACUCUUGCUAAGGGCAACCAUGUAGUCAGCCGCAAUACAAGUACAAAACAGACAUACAGCUUUGAUAGCAGUAAAUCUUGCUAUUUCAGGAAUAUCAGCAGCUCAAAUCAAAUCAUCAGCUCUGACGAAGAGAACAAUAAGUGCGGUAAAAGAACACAGUUGGUGGCAUAAUCUAGAUCCCUGAGCCUUUCUACCAUAGAGUCAAUUAGAAGAUGUCGGGUUAAUAAGUCCUUGAUAUGUGAUGUUUGUUCGAGUGCUCUAUGAUUUUUCUAUUUCGGUUGAUUUAAUAAAAGUUCAAGUGUAUACAGUGUUUGCAUUAUAGUUAGCAUCAUAUCUGUGAUAAUUUCUUUUCCCCACCUAAGUGUAUGUUGUCCAAAAUGAAAUGUAUCACCUGUUUUGUGAGCUUUUCUGCAGAUUCUGCUGCAUCUCACUUUUUAGUAAAUGCCGAUUUCUAUA
Molecule: messenger RNA, 3271 nt
Organism: Daucus carota subsp. sativus
Lineage: Eukaryota; Viridiplantae; Streptophyta; Magnoliopsida; Apiales; Apiaceae
Product: peptide-N4-(N-acetyl-beta-glucosaminyl)asparagine amidase A-like
Exons: 1
Coding region: 1244-2986 (580 amino acids)
Cellular component (GO): vacuole
Source: RefSeq, a predicted model, not a curated record